AGGCCAAUGACUUGUCGUCGUCUGCUGCUAGCAACUGCUGAUGCCACUGUUAUUGUCGUCAGGACCUGGGAGAGUUAUGGCCCUUCUCCAGUGAUGACCCCUUUCCUGGAUACUUCAUCAGUUGUCCUCAGAUCCCGCCAGCUGACGGACUGAUUUGCCGGCCGACUCACUCACGACAGACAAGACAGGAGAGGAUUUCGAGCCCGGAGCUGAAGACCAGGGAGUUGAGGGAGGGAUCUCACGACUGACGGUCGGAGACAGACAGACAUACGGUUAUUGAACUUCCUGGCUGUGUGAGACAUUCGGACAAUUCUGAUAGCAAUGAGGACCAGGCUGACCCGCCAUCUUGCCUUUCUGGGCGUGUUCGUAGUGACGUUAUGUAAGCCCGGGGACACUCAGACACUCCCCCCAGCCAUCAAGGACUCACAGGAUGCACGUGCUUUGUACGGUGGCCAUGUAGUGCAGGACUACCUACCCCCGGGUCAUGUGGUGGCUGACACCCAAGGUCAAGGUCACACACAAGUUCAAGGUCACCGAGAGCGCCGCUCCACCAAAAACAACACAGACUUCCUCUGGCCUAACCGUGUCCCCUUUGUCUUCAGCACUGACGUGGAAAUACACGAACCUCCACGAGACAGGUCACGUGCUAGACCAGAUCCACGUGCAGGCCAACCCUGACCGGAACCUGUACAUGAGUGUCAACCCGGAACAUGUGAGUGCAACUGACCCGUUCAUCCGCUGGCCCAAGAGUCCAUUCGUCCUUUUUGGCCCCGAGUGUCCGAAGAGAUUCCAGCCGGGCACGCUGACCCUCGAGGGGACCUUCAACCCCCAGCAGAGUCUGGCACCUGGCCCGCCCUGGGAGUUCAAGGGUCACGUGAUGAACAUUCCCUUCUGCUCGAGGACGCGGGGUAGACAGAGCAACACAGACUCGUGGCCGGAUGGGAACUAUUGCGCCAUCAAACCCAGGGGAGUGGAGUGUACCAGGGGUUUCGAAGAAGGCAGUUUUGGGUGGCAGUCUGAUGGUUUGCUGAACUCUACUGGAGACAUCGGGGAUAUAGACAUUCAGGGCGACUGGCUGACGAUCCGGUUCUGCUGCCGUAAGACGGACUACCAGAAGAUGCCCGUGGAGCUUCCUCACAGAGAGCCCUUCAGCCUAGUGGCCUACUCCAUGGGCUGUCCGGAGGUGGUGGGAAUGCGCAUGAAGAUGACUGACGUGACCCUGUACUCCUACAACACCACACGCUCUGGCACACACCCCAACUCUGUCAGCUGGAAGUACGGCCUGCGCUUCUGGAUGUGUCACUACACACCUCCGACCUAUGGUUGCAGCGCUGAAUCAGUCCUUGAUAAGAACACACGUUCUGCCACGCUGACCACCCCUGGUUAUGGUGUGGCUAGGGAGGCUAGCCGACGCUGUUUCUACACCUUUAAGUCACGUGCGGUAAGCCCCGGAUGCCCCACGACGGUAACCCGGUGGGGCCGCUCAAGGACACCUACCUACAAGGGGCUAAAGUCGCCGUAUCUUGCUCGGCCUACAAAGGGAACGAGGCCAACAUCUACCUAGAGUGUACGGACACAGGCUGGGUGGGGCCCAGAGCCGCUUGUCCUGGUGAGUACAUGUUGGAGUUGAGUCAGUUUAUUUAGUGUCUUUUUUAUUUAUCUUUUUUUUUGACAAGCGUUUUGCGACG
This is a messenger RNA of Aplysia californica (California sea hare), 1688 nucleotides long. RefSeq lists its product as uncharacterized. Gene Ontology annotation, biological process: proteolysis. The record is from RefSeq and is a predicted model, not a curated record. NCBI's taxonomy places the organism in Eukaryota, Metazoa, Mollusca, Gastropoda, Aplysiida, Aplysiidae. Gene Ontology annotation, molecular function: metalloendopeptidase activity; zinc ion binding.